GGAUCCUUGCUCUGAUGAUUCGGAUUUGAUAGACCACUACAACUUUUGCCGGAAUGCCUGGAAUGAACGUGGUCGCAUCGUGUCACGAGACCUGGGAGAUGGAAUGUGAGCGUUACUUCUACGAUGAGCUCGAAACAGAGGAAGAUUUCUUCAAGUCAACAGCUCCAAGUGAGAAUAUCUGGAAAAAAUUCGAACUUUUGCCCACCCCACCCAUGUCUCCCUCAAGGACGCCUAACGGUGAUACCUUAUUCCCCUUGUCGGGCGACCAACUGGGAGUACCACCGAAAGUCGCAGCACAGGACGAGGAUUACGAAGGAUGGCAUAAAAUCGACCCACUCGACGUUUUUGGGAAUCUUAGCUCCAUCGUUAUCAAAGACUGCAUGUGGAGUGGCUUGUCGGCGUGUCAGCGGCUGGAGAUUAACGAGCGAUCACUGGUAUCAUCUCACAGCAGACUUUCUACUCAUUUGGAGUCCAGUGUGAACUCAAAGUCGCUGCGUGCAUCACCAGACACGCCCGUAACCAGAACGCCAGCGACAGAAUACGUCGACCCGACAGCCGUCCUCAACCUUCCUAUAACUCAUCCAAAGAGACCGGCCAAGGUGUCCUCAGGGUUGGACUCUCUCUCUGACUCAUCCGAUGAUGAUGACACUAACACUGACGAGGAUGAGAUUGACGUUGUCUCCGUGGACAACCUGCCCAAAAGAGGGUGCCCUACCCGACAGCGCACGCCAGUGACAAUCGUGGUUAGCGCUGACCCGCAUGGACCGUGUCCCAAACGCUUCCACAUCUCUCUGCACCGUCAGCAGCACAACUACGCCGCCCCCUCUCCUGACAGCGAGCCCGAAGAAGAAUCUGAAGAAGAAGAAGAACCCGAAAGUAGGCCUGCGAGCAAAAGAGCCAGACUGGAGGAGUCUUCAUCCACCACCGCGUUCUCCUCUCCCUCAUACCCUUCCCCUCCGUCCUUCUCCUCCUCUGAUUCAGAGGACCCCACGGAACGCAGACGCAACCACAACUUCCUGGAGAGGAAGAGACGGAACGAUCUGCGUUCCCGUUUCCUGGCGCUGCGCGAUGAGAUCCCAGGCCUCUCCGACUCGGCCAAGACGCCCAAAGUCACCAUCCUGACCAGGGCUACGGAGUACCUCGUCCAGCUGCACGCACACCAGCGCCACCAGUUACAGGAGAGAAAAAAACUCCGCGCAAAGCAACAGCAGCUCCUCAAGAAGCUGAACAACCUCAAGAGCUCCUGA
Chanos chanos (milkfish) is the source of this 1247-nucleotide messenger RNA. RefSeq names its product MYCL proto-oncogene, bHLH transcription factor a (gene mycla). Lineage: Eukaryota; Metazoa; Chordata; Actinopteri; Gonorynchiformes; Chanidae. The record is from RefSeq and is a predicted model, not a curated record. Gene Ontology annotation, molecular function: DNA-binding transcription factor activity; protein dimerization activity. Gene Ontology annotation, biological process: regulation of DNA-templated transcription. Bases 54 to 1247 code for a protein of 397 amino acids. The transcript is spliced from 3 exons.